AUGGCAAGCACCGAUGCAAACAUCCCCACCGCCAGGUCCCAGGUACCCCUCGAUGACGUCACGGCCCAGAAUGCCGCCCGCAUCAUCCAGAGGGCAUAUCGUGGCUAUCGCACACGCCGUGAGCUGUGCGGCUUAGGACUAGAUGCAUCAACACGAUGGGUUGAGGCUGUUAAAGAUGCCGAAUGGCACCUCCUCCAUCGGCCCACCGCGCCCUCCUCCGAAACCAACAACACCCCUAAAAGCCAAGCCAAACUGAACUGGAAGCGCGCCGUUAGCGUGGCCAAACAAGCCGGCGGCGACGACAACACCGGUCUCGGCCCAACGCCCACAUCCCCUGCUGAUGACAGCCCUCGAUCAUCAUGCCAGUCGCAGCCGGCCUCGCCCACUGCGACACGUCCGCAUGACCUCCCACCCGGCACGUCCGCGAAGACCAUGGACUUGCAGUACUUCUUGGAAAUGGUGGACCUGAAACAUCGGCAUGGGAGUAACCUGCGCAAAUACCACACCUAUUGGAUGAACUCGCCGUCGAAGCAGAAUUUCUUCUACUGGCUUGACCACGGCGAAGGCAAGGAAUUGGAGUUGCCGAAGUGCUCCCGUGAGCGACUGAAUCGGGAGCAGGUGCGGUAUCUGACCAGGGAGGAGCGAAUGAAUUACCUGGUCAGGGUGGAUGUGGCCGGGCGAUUUCGCUGGGCGAAGAAUGAGGAGCUAGUUUGUACGGAUAGUACCAGGUUCAAGGAUAGUUUGCGAGGGGUGGUGCCAGUCGAGGAAGAUGCGCCGCCGUUUAAAGGGAACUUCACGAAUGCCUCAUACUCUUCGUCUUCCUUAUCUUCGUCAGCGGAGGGUGCCGGUCUAGUGGACUCUGACUCGGAUUCGGCGGAGUCGUCGUUGAGUUCCUCCAGUGAUGAGAUAGAGAAGUUGGAGAAAGAUGACUAUCAGUCUGCGAAAUUCGUGAAGCGACUGGUUCAUGCGACACCCGGGGGAGUAUUGAAGCAACUACGGGGGAAAUCUGUGAAAAGGGGCGACAUGUGGAUAUUUGUCGCCGAUACUUCCUGGCGUGUUUACAUUGGAAUCAAAGAAUCCGGCGCAUUCCAACACUCCUCGUUCCUACGAGGUGCUCGCAUCGCGGCGGCAGGGUUAAUCAAGAUCAAGGAGGGACAGCUGCGAAGUCUAGCACCACUUAGCGGUCAUUAUCGUCCCCCGGCUGCCAACUUCCGUGCGUUCGUCCACGCACUACAAGACCAAGGUGUCGACAUGUCCCAUGUCUCAAUCAGCAAAUCGUACGCCGUAUUAGCUGGAAUAGAGGGAUACGGCAAGGCCAAGCGCACAGUUCGAGCGCUGCAUGAGAAAGUGGAUAAUUCGAAACACAAGAUCCAGCAUAGCUUGCAUGCGGCAGGAACCGAUCAUGACAGUGCGCACGGCAAGGCUUCAACUCACGGUCGGAGUGAAAAGGUCUUACCGUUCCGUACAAAGUCGCCUGAAGUCCAUGCUACCAAAGACGACCAAGCAUCAUGA
Messenger RNA from Aspergillus melleus, 1512 nucleotides. RefSeq names its product IQ calmodulin-binding motif protein. Gene Ontology annotation, molecular function: protein binding. NCBI's taxonomy places the organism in Eukaryota, Fungi, Ascomycota, Eurotiomycetes, Eurotiales, Aspergillaceae. The record is from RefSeq and is a predicted model, not a curated record. Bases 1 to 1512 code for a protein of 503 amino acids. The transcript has 5 exons.